This is a messenger RNA of Patella vulgata (common limpet), 2469 nucleotides long. Its product is annotated as short/branched chain specific acyl-CoA dehydrogenase, mitochondrial. Gene Ontology annotation, cellular component: mitochondrion. Gene Ontology annotation, molecular function: flavin adenine dinucleotide binding; acyl-CoA dehydrogenase activity. The record is from RefSeq and is a predicted model, not a curated record. Lineage: Eukaryota; Metazoa; Mollusca; Gastropoda; Patellidae. The transcript is spliced from 11 exons. The coding region runs from base 23 to 1324 and encodes 433 amino acids.
AGACCUUUUAAUCUCGACUAAAAUGGCUGCCUCCAGAAGCUGUCAUAUUUUCAAGUUUAUAAGACAAAACACAAAAUGUCUUCAUGGUAUGAAUUUUGUCAACCACCAGACGUGUCAUUAUACAACCACGGCUGAUAAUUUGGUAAAUCGUGAUGAGGGUGUUCUAUAUAGAUCAGCACCACUGGAUUUACUCAGUGAUGAAGAAAAAAUGAUGAGAGAAACAGUUUCAAGAAUGGCCAAUGAAAAAAUUAAACCAUUUGUUAGAGAGAUGGAUGAAAAAAGUGAUGUUAAUCCUUCUGUAAUGGAUGCUUUAUUUCAAAACGGGUUAAUGGGAGUGGAAGUAGAAUCUGAAUAUGGUGGAAGUGAAUCAACAUUUUUUAAUAUGACAUUAGUAAUAGAAGAACUAGCCAAGGUUGAUCCAGCUAUAAGUGUUAUUUGUGAUGUACAGAAUACAUUAAUCACAUCUUUAUUUAGACAUUAUGGGACAAAAGAACAAAAAGCAAAAUAUUUACCACGUUUAUGUAUGGAUAUGGUUGGAAGUUUUUGUCUCUCAGAAUCUGAAUCUGGUUCCGAUGCAUUUGCUUUAAAAACAGCAGCAGUAAAACAAGGUGAUCAUUAUAUUCUCAAUGGAUCUAAAUGUUGGAUAACCAAUGCUACCAUGGCUAAAGUCUUUCUGGUAAUGGCAAAUGCUAAACCUACUGAUGGUUAUAAAGGUAUUACAUGUUUUAUAGUAGACCGUGAUACAGAAGGUGUCAGUAUUGGUAGGAAAGAAGAUAAAUUGGGAAUUAGAGCAUCACAGACAGCUACAGUAACUUUUGAAAAUGUUAAAAUACCAGAGAGUAAUAUUUUAGGACAGUUUGGUCAUGGUUAUAAAUAUGCUAUAGAAAUGUUAAAUGAGGGAAGAAUAGGCAUUGGUGCUCAGAUGUUAGGUCUAGCUGAAGGUUGUUUUGAAAAUACCAUUCCUUACUGUAAAGAGAGAAAGCAGUUUGGUAAAAGAAUAUUUGAUUUUCAGGGAAUGCAGCAUCAGAUAUCUAAUGUAGCAAUGCAAAUAGAAGCUGCUAAAUUACUGGUUUAUAAUGCUGCCAGACGUAAAGAAGCAGGUCUACCAUUUGUUAAAGAAGCUGCAAUGUCUAAAUUAUAUGCAUCCGAGGUGGCUACGUUAACGACUUCUAAAUGUAUUGAAUGGAUGGGUGGAGUUGGUUUUAUUAAAGAUUAUCCGAUAGAGAAAUACUACAGAGAUUGUAAAAUAGGUACUAUAUAUGAAGGAACCAGCAACAUUCAACUAAAUACUAUAGCUAAAUGUAUAGAUCAAGAAUUUAGUUAAAUUACAUCUUACAAGUUUUUUUUAAACAAUAUUUGGGGAACAGGUUUUGUCUAUGUAUGUAAAACCUGUCUCUUUAUGAUCAAAACUAUAUACAAUAAUGUGUAUUUCAGAAUAUACUGUGUAAAGAUAUAAUUAGUGAUAGUGGACAUCAAGGUAAUGUCCGGUGUAUCCUAUAUUUCCAAUCUGAUUAAAACACAGAUCUUAUUUCGUUUCGUUUUUUUUUUUAUAGUUCAAAAUUUCGUUUUACUACACUAGGAUCUGGAAGAGUUAUUAUAUAACAGGCGUUUUGGUUGAAGUGAGGCAUAAGCCAAUGAAACAGUCUGUUACAGCAACAUCUUGGCGUGCCAUCAUAGAACUGUGGGUAAACCACGAAAAACGUCAACGCUGAUUGAUUAAUUAAUGUCUGAUGUCAUGGGGUCAAAAGCCGCUCGUAUGACCCCUGACACAGCCUUCGAGUACAACUGGUCAUAUCUUCAUGUAGUGUAGGCCAUCGAAAGUAUAAAAAAACGAAACUAAAUAUAGAUCUGUAUUUUAAUCAAAUUACUAUGUUUCAUACCUCCAGUGAUAUUAAAAUAACAAUUAGGGUGUGUUAAAUCUAUAUAGUGAUAUAAAUACCAGUAUGUACAUACUAAUAGGAAUUAUAAAUCAAAACAGCCUACUUUACUAUUAAAAUUAGGUUUGAAAUCAUUUGUUCUCUCAGUGUCAGAGUUAUUGUUAAUCAUGUUAGUAACACAUAAAUUUGUUGUAAAAAAAUGAGCAACUCUGUCAAGAGAAGUAUAAUGAAAUACAAUAUCAUGGAUAUAAAUCCUAACACUGUGCAUGUAAUGUCAUGUGAAGUAUUCACUAGGAGGUUGGGGAGAUGUUAUAGUAUAAAUUAUUCCACCGGUUUGUUUUGUUAUAUUGAUGUGUAUGUAUGAUUGAAUGAAUGAAGGGUUACAUUUUAACUAAUAAUUUAUUUGUGGUAACUAUUAUGUAUGGAAGAAGGUGACUCCUAGUCUUGAAUGAUCUUGUAUAGUGUGGUUUCUAGUAGUGUGUUGUUUUGUUUAUAAUAAUUAAAGUAUAAGAACCACAGACUAGUUUUAAUUCAGUGUAAACACAAAACGAGCCAUUGACAAAUGCUAUCAAUAAAAUAGAUAAAUAAGGUA